AUGAGUUCUUCGAUUUAUAAUUCAGUUAAGUCCCUUUACCUAUAGUCUAAACAUCAAAUAUUUGUAGUUCCUUUUUCAAAAUUUCAUGUGACUUUUGGCUACAAACGUUAAAAAUUUUCCUUGAAAUGUUUAAGAAAUCCGCGUUAAUUCUAAGUCGGUGCACACACUCUUCCUUUUUUCGCACCCACCACCUCAAGGUCCUUGCAAAUAUACAAAAUGAAGACAUCUGUAAUCCCGAUGGACUUUUUAGUCAGAGGCCUAAACGAUUCGGCGACGGCUCGAUCGGUGUCAUCCACGUCCAGGAGCAAGAAUGUUCUGAACUCGCCAACCCGAUGCAACGACAUUUCCUAGACGAUCUGGAGCGGCAAAAGGACCAACGGAUCGGCUUAAGCCGAUGGUUAAAAGAAGAAAAGAAUGUAGAUUUCGAAAAGAUGAAAAGAGAGUGCCAGAAGCUGGUCAAAGAGAUCACCAUGGAAGGUCAUGAUAGCGAUGUAAAAAAAGUCUGCAAGGAACUGGCCCAAAAAGAGAAGUCCGAAAAGGAAAAAAUAAAAAAGAAGUGCAGGGAACUGGCGGCAAGGGAAAGGUGUGAAAAAGAUAAACUUAAAAAGAUGUGCAAGGAACUGAACAAAAAAGAUAAGGGCAAGAAAAAGGAUAAAUGCGAGAAAAAAGAUCCUUGUGAGGAGGAAGAUCCUUGCGCGGAAAAAGAUCCCUGCCCAAAAAAAGAUCCUUGCGCUAAGAAACCAAAAAAAAAGGAUCCUUGCGAGAAAGAAGAUCCCUGUAAAAAAGUGGAUCCGUGUGAUGUAAAGAAAAUUGAUUGGGAUAAAAAGUGCAAGAAAAUAGCCAAAAAAGAAAAAUGUAAGAAAUUGGCCGAGAAGGCAAAGAUGAAAAAAAUGAUAAAAAAGUGCAAAAAAUUUGCCGAAAAGGAAAAAUGCAGAAAACUGGCCGAGAAAGAGAAAUGCAGGAAGAAGGCUCAAAAAGCACAAAAGUCCAAAACACCUCAAAAGGACAAUCGCAAGAAAAAGUAAUCAACCGAACUCAACGCGGACUUAACGGCAAAAUCAAUCAAUAUUUUUAAACACCUAUUUCUGGAUAAAAUAUAGCAUUUUUUCGAGCAAAGGAUUUUCCAUUCUGGUUUUCCAGCUCGAAAAAAGGCAGAAGUAUGCAGAAAGAAAUUUUUUUUUUU
Molecule: messenger RNA, 1183 nt
Organism: Drosophila suzukii
Lineage: Eukaryota; Metazoa; Arthropoda; Insecta; Diptera; Drosophilidae
Source: RefSeq, a predicted model, not a curated record